Messenger RNA from Leopardus geoffroyi (Geoffroy's cat), 6195 nucleotides. It is a transcript of the gene MAST2, whose product is annotated as microtubule associated serine/threonine kinase 2. The record is from RefSeq and is a predicted model, not a curated record. The transcript is spliced from 30 exons. Gene Ontology annotation, molecular function: ATP binding; magnesium ion binding; protein serine/threonine kinase activity. Bases 326 to 6139 code for a protein of 1937 amino acids. Gene Ontology annotation, cellular component: microtubule cytoskeleton. Gene Ontology annotation, biological process: intracellular signal transduction; peptidyl-serine phosphorylation. Lineage: Eukaryota; Metazoa; Chordata; Mammalia; Carnivora; Felidae.
AGAGGCGGGCGCGCCGGCUGGCUGCUGGCUGGGGAGCCGGCGGCGGUGGUGGCGGCGGCUGCGGCGGCGGGUGGCCGGCCAAGCGUGUGCCGGGUGGGAGAAGACGGGCGGCGGCGAUGCUGCCGCCUCCCUAAGGAGCCCCGAGGAGGUUGCUGCGCUUGAAGCCCCAGAAAGCGCGGAAGAACUGCGAGCUGGGUCGGUGGCUUCGGGCGCCUGCCCGGCCAUGGUGGCCGCGGGCGGUGGUUGGCGCGGCAGCGCUGCGGCCCGGGGCCGUUCGGGGCCGGGACAGUCGUGGCGCUGACGCCCGAGGGGCCCAGCCACAGAUAUGAAGCGGAGCCGCUGCCGCGACCGACCGCAGCCGCCACCACCAGCCGCCUGCAGGGAGGAUGGGGCUCAGCGGGCGGCGGAGCUGCCCCAACCCCAGCCCUUGCCGUCGCGCCGGCGAGCGCCUCCUGGGAGGCAGCUACUGGAGGAGCGGACCGGGCCCUCGGGCCCCGAGGUGAAGGAGCAGGAUGUGAUAACUGGACUUAGUCCCCUGCUUUUCAGGAAGCUCAGUAAUCCUGACCUGUUUUCAUCCACUGGAAAAGCUAAACUUCAACGACAACUUAGUCAGGAUGACUGUAAGUUGCGGAGAGGAAGCCUGGCCAGUUCUCUGUCAGGUAAGCAGCUGCUCCCCUUGUCCAGCAGUGUACAUAGCAGUGUGGGACAGGUGACUUGGCAGUCUUCAGGAGAAGCAUCAAACCUGGUUCGAAUGAGGAACCAGUCUCUUGGACAAUCUGCACCUUCUCUUACUGCCAGCUUGAAGGAGUUGAGCCUUCCAAGAAGAGGCAGCUUAAUCUCUACUCUUUGCCGAGGAUCUGAAGUAAACCAGCACAUGUUUUCACCCACAUCGGCUCCAGCUCUUUACUUCACUAAAAUCCCAUUUAGUGCUGAUUGUGCUUUGGCUACUUCUCCUCUUGCCUUUUUCCUGAACCCACAAGUUCACAGCAGUCCUGGCAGUCCCUGUUCCAGCCGCCCACUGCAGUGGAGUUGUCGGACAAGUAACCGUAAGAGUUUGAUUGUGACCUCUAGCACAUCACCUACGCUACCACGGCCACACUCACCACUCCAUGGCCACACAGGUAACAGUCCUUUGGAUAGUCCCCGGAAUUUCUCUCCAAAUGCACCUGCUCACUUUUCUUUUGUUCCUGCCCGUAGCCAUGGCCACAGAGCAGACAGGACUGAUGGACGGCGCUGGUCUUUGGCCUCUUUGCCCUCUUCAGGCUAUGGAACCAACACUCCUAGCUCUACUGUCUCAUCAUCAUGUUCCUCACAGGAAAAGCUUCACCAGUUGCCCUUCCAGCCUACAGCUGAUGAGCUGCACUUUUUGACGAAACAUUUCAGCACAGAGAGUGUACCAGAUGAGGAGGGACGGCAGUCCCCAGCCAUGCGGCCCCGUUCUCGCAGCCUCAGUCCUGGACGGUCCCCAGUUUCCUUUGACAGUGAAAUAAUAAUGAUGAAUCAUGUGUACAAAGAAAGAUUUCCCAAGGCCACCGCACAAAUGGAAGAGCGUCUUGCAGAAUUCAUUUCCUCCAACACUCCAGACAGUGUGUUGCCCUUGGCAGAUGGAACCUUGAGCUUUAUUCAUCAUCAGGUGAUUGAGAUGGCCCGAGACUGCCUGGAUAAAUCUCGGAGUCGUCUCAUUACAUCACACUACUUCUAUGAGCUUCAAGAGAAUUUAGAGAAACUUCUGCAAGAUGCUCAUGAGCGCUCAGAGAGUUCAGAAGUGGCUUUUGUGAUGCAGCUGGUGAAGAAGCUGAUGAUUGUCAUUGCCCGCCCAGCUCGGCUCUUGGAAUGCCUGGAGUUUGACCCUGAAGAGUUCUACCACCUGUUAGAAGCAGCCGAGGGCCAUGCCAAAGAGGGACAAGGGAUUAAAUGUGACAUUCCCCGCUACAUCGUUAGUCAACUGGGCCUCACACGGGAUCCCCUAGAGGAAAUGGCCCAGUUGAGCAGCUAUGACAGUCCUGACACUCCAGAGACAGAUGAUUCAGUUGAGGGCCGUGGGGCAUCUCUGACUAAAAAGACACCCUCUGAAGAGGAUUUUGAGACCAUUAAGCUCAUCAGCAAUGGCGCCUAUGGGGCUGUAUUCCUGGUGCGGCAUAAGUCCACUCGGCAGCGCUUUGCCAUGAAGAAGGUCAACAAGCAGAACUUGAUCCUACGGAACCAGAUCCAGCAGGCCUUCGUGGAGCGUGACAUACUGACUUUUGCCGAGAACCCCUUUGUCGUCAGCAUGUUCUGCUCCUUUGAGACCAAGCGCCACCUGUGCAUGGUGAUGGAGUAUGUGGAAGGAGGAGACUGUGCUACUCUGCUGAAGAACAUCGGGGCCCUGCCUGUGGACAUGGUGCGUCUGUACUUCGCAGAAACCGUGCUAGCCCUGGAGUACUUACACAACUAUGGCAUCGUGCAUCGUGACCUCAAGCCUGACAACCUCCUGAUUACAUCCAUGGGGCACAUCAAGCUUACUGACUUUGGCCUUUCUAAAAUUGGCCUCAUGAGCCUGACAACAAACUUGUAUGAGGGCCACAUUGAAAAGGAUGCCCGGGAGUUCCUGGACAAGCAGGUAUGCGGGACCCCGGAGUACAUUGCGCCUGAGGUGAUCCUGCGUCAGGGCUAUGGGAAGCCAGUGGACUGGUGGGCGAUGGGCAUAAUCCUGUAUGAGUUCCUGGUGGGUUGCGUCCCUUUCUUUGGAGAUACUCCGGAGGAGCUCUUUGGGCAAGUGAUCAGUGAUGAGAUUGUGUGGCCUGAGGGGGAGGAUGCACUGCCGCCAGAUGCCCAAGACCUCACCUCUAAACUGCUCCACCAGAACCCUCUGGAGAGAUUGGGUGCAGGCAGUGCUUCUGAGGUGAAGCAGCAUCCGUUCUUUACUGGUCUGGACUGGACAGGACUUCUUCGCCAGAAAGCUGAAUUUAUUCCUCAACUGGAGUCAGAGGAUGAUACCAGCUACUUUGACACCCGCUCCGAGCGCUACCACCACGUGGACUCAGAGGAUGAGGAAGAAGUGAGUGAGGAUGGCUGCCUGGAGAUCCGCCAGUUCUCAUCGUGCUCUCCAAGGUUCAGCAAGGUGUACAGUAGCAUGGAGCGGCUGUCCCUGCUUGAGGAGCGCCGGGCACCACCCCCCACCAAGCGCAGCCUGAGUGAGGAGAAGGACGACCGCUCUGAUGGCCUGGCAGGGCUGAAGGGCCGAGACCGGAGCUGGGUGAUUGGCUCCCCUGAGAUAUUGCGGAAGAGGCUGUCAGUGUCAGAGUCAUCCCACACGGAGAGCGACUCAAGCCCUCCACUGACAGUGCGACGCCGCUGCUCAGGUCUCCUGGAUGCUCCUCACUUCCCUGAGGGCCCUGAGGAGGCUAGCAGCACCCCCAGGAGGCAGCAGCUGGAGGGUACAUGGCUUCUGACACCCCCAUCUGGAGAAGGGGUAUCUGGGCCUGUCCCUGAACGGCCAGUAGAGCGGCGACUGAAGCUAGAUGAGGAGCCUGUUGGCCAGAGCUGCAGCUCCAGUCCAGCUCUGGAGACUCGAGGAGGCCGUGGGACCCCACAGCUGACUGAGGGAGCCACAGCCAAGGCCAUCAGUGACCUGGCGGUACGCAGGGCCCGCCACCGACUGCUCUCCGGGGACUCAGCAGAAAAGCGCACCACUCGCCCCAUCAACAAAGUGAUCAAGUCCGCCUCAGCCACAACCCUGUCCCUCCUCAUUCCUACAGAACACACCUGCUCUCCAUUGGCCAGCCCCAUGUCCCCACAUUCCCAGUCAUCCAACCCGUCAUCCAGGGACUCUUCUCCAAGCAGGGACUUUUUGCCAGCCCUCAGCAGCUCGAGGCCCCCCAUCGUCAUCCACCGAGCUGGCAAGAAGUAUGGCUUCACCUUGCGGGCCAUCCGUGUCUACAUGGGUGACUCAGACGUCUACACUGUGCACCACAUGGUGUGGGUAUGUCUGGCCAUCCAGACCUGUUGUCUCCCAGUUUUGUCAUUGUUCUGCCUUCCCCCUAUCAGGGCCUGUCUGUCCCUGCUUCUUUCCCUGCCUAAACUAUCCUCAGGGUAUAAAGUGGGGGUGGGGAACAGCAGAACCAGGCCCUACACUUUACACUCAGGCUCCAGGCUGAGGACUGUUAUCUCCCUGGGGCAGCACGUGGAGGAUGGAGGUCCAGCCAGUGAGGCAGGGCUUCGUCAGGGUGACCUCAUCACUCAUGUCAACGGGGAGCCUGUGCAUGGACUGGUGCACACAGAAGUGGUGGAGCUGAUUCUGAAGAGUGGAAACAAGGUGUCUAUUUCAACAACGCCCUUGGAGAACACAUCCAUUAAAGUGGGGCCAGCUCGGAAGGGCAGCUAUAAGGCCAAGAUGGCCCGAAGGAGUAAGCGGAGCCGGGGCAAAGAUGGGCAAGAAAGCAAAAAAAGGAGCUCCCUGUUCCGGAAGAUCACCAAGCAGGCAUCCCUGUUGCACACCAGCCGUAGCCUUUCCUCCCUUAACCGCUCCUUAUCAUCAGGGGAGAGCGGGCCAGGCUCUCCUACACACAGCCACAGCCUUUCCCCCCGAUCUCCCACUCAGGGCUACCGGGUGACCCCUGAUGCUCUGCAUUCAGUGGGAGGAAAUUCAUCACAGAGCAGCUCCCCCAGCUCCAGCGUGCCCAGUUCUCCAGCCGGCUCUGGGCACACACGACCCAGCUCCCUGCACGGCCUGGCACCCAAGCUCCAGCGCCAGUACCGCUCUCCGCGGCGCAAGUCGGCCGGCAGCAUCCCUCUGUCACCGCUGGCCCAUACCCCUUCCCCACCGCCAGCAGCUUCACCCCAGCGCUCCCCAUCACCCCUGUCUGGACAUGGAGCCCAGGCCUUCCCCACCAAGCUUCACUUGUCGCCUCCUCUGGGCAGGCAGCUCUCACGACCCAAGAGUGCAGAGCCGCCCCGCUCACCACUACUUAAGAGGGUACAGUCAGCUGAGAAACUGGCAGCUGCGCUUGCUGCUUCCGAGAAGAAGCUAGCCACUUCUCGGAAGCAUAGCCUUGACCUGCCCCAUCCCGAGCUAAAGAAGGAACUGCCGCCCAGGGAAGUCAGCCCUCUAGAGGUGGUUGGGACCAGGAGUGUGCUGUCUGGGAAAGGGUCACUGCCAGGGAAGGGGGUGCUGCAGCCUUCUCCCUCAUGGGCCCUAGGCACUCUCCGACAGGACCGGGCUGAACGGCGAGAGUCGCUGCAGAAGCAGGAAGCCAUCCGUGAGGUUGACUCUUCAGAGGAUGAUGCCGAGGAGGGGCCGGAGAACAGCCAAGGUGUACAGGAACCGAGCUUGGCACCAAGUCCAGAAGUGGGCCGGGACCCACCCCUCAGAGGAGCAGGAGAGGGUGAGGAAGAGGAUGCCUUCUUGUCUAGGGACCCCAAGAACCAGGGCUCAGCGGCCCCAGGCCUGUUGACAGAGAUCACACUGAAGGAUCCCGGAAUGGAAGGCCCUAGUGUCCCCCAGAGGAGGCUUGGGAUCCCACAAGCCUUUGAGGAGGCUGCCAGCUCCUCAUCACCGGCCCCCAGCCUAGGUAAGGCUGGACCCACAGACCCUAUCCCUCCUGAAGGCUGCUGGAAGGCCCAGCACUUCCAUACCCAGGCACUAACAGCACUUUGUCCUAGCUCUUCAGGACUUCUCCCUACCAGUCCCUCUGCUGUCGCCUCGACCUCUGGAGAGCCAGGCCCAUGGGCCUGGAAAUUUCUUAUUGAGGGUCCAGACAGGGCAUCCCCAAGCAGAAAGGCAACAAUGGAAGGUGGGAUGGCCAGCUCCCAGGAUUUGGAAACCAUAACUCCAGUCCACUCAGAGAACCUGUCUCCCAGACAGGAGGUGAAGUCAUGGCCACCUGGUGUCCCUGGGCCGGUCCAUCCACCUUGUGAGUUUCCCCGCCAAACCUGGCUGUGGGAGCCCGAGUGUGCACAAAUAGAGAAAGAGGAGCCAGCCCUGGGCAUCACCAAAGUGCCUGAUGCCUCAGGUGAUAGGAAGCAGGACAUUCCACGCAGAAGCUGCCCUCUCACCCAGGAGCCUGGGCCCAGCCUGCUCCAGAGAGGCCGAGACCCAGCAGGCCCUCAAAACCAUCAGGACUUGGCAUUGGUGCCUGAUGAGCUUUUAAAGCAAACCUAACAGUCGUUUGCCAUUUCUUGCACUCAGAUCUGUGUAAUACAUGCUCUUGGAAACCA